Messenger RNA from Polistes dominula (European paper wasp), 2477 nucleotides. Its product is annotated as alkaline phosphatase 4. Gene Ontology annotation, biological process: dephosphorylation. Gene Ontology annotation, molecular function: alkaline phosphatase activity. Lineage: Eukaryota; Metazoa; Arthropoda; Insecta; Hymenoptera; Vespidae. The record is from RefSeq and is a predicted model, not a curated record.
UGCCACGGCCUUUGAAACGCUAUAUAAAGUGACAAACUUCCUCGGUGACUUGGUAUUAGCGUUAACACGAUAUCACGAUACAACCGGCUGUCGCUUUCGUUGGUUCUUGGACUCGGUCUACGUGGAGUAACGAACGAAAUAAUAUCACGAAUAUUAUCACGAUAACAUCUCAACAAUAUCAGUCAUCUGAGGAGGUUGAUCAAUCAUUAAUAUGAAACGUCUCGUCGGGCUAAUAUGUAUAAUAUUAAUUAUGAAUCUUCGAGAUUCUACGGCUCUUCGAAUGGGAUCAACGGAUUACGAAGACAUGUCCUUCUGGAUGAAGUCCGGACAAGAGACUCUUCAAAGGAUCUUGGCUCAUCGAGAUAUCGAGAAACGUGCGAAAAAUGUGAUUAUAUUUAUCGGCGAUGGAAUGGGCUUUAGCACUAUAACAUCUGGCCGAAUUUGGACGGGACAGUCGAAGGGUUACUCCGGCGAAGAAUACAAACUCGUUUUUGAGAAUUUCCCCAGUACUGGCCUUUCCAAGACAUACAACGUUGAUAUGCAAGUACCAGAUUCAGCAGGCACAGCCACGGCGAUGUUUUCCGGUGUAAAAUGCCGAUAUCGUGUUAUCGGAUACGAUGCUAAUGCACAUUACAAUCAUUGCGAUAUAGCGAUCAAUCAAUUGAGUAAAUUAACCACAAUCGCUGAUUGGGCUCAGGAAAGUGAUAUGGAUACAGGUUUCGUCACUACGACUCGUGUCACUCAUGCUACUCCAGCUGGACUCUAUGCUCACGUGAAUAAUCGUGAUUGGGAAUGCGAUACAGAGAUUCCACAGCAGUAUCGAGAAUGCACAAAAGAUAUAGCGAGGCAGCUUGUCGAGGAUGCACCAGGAAAUGGUUUGAAGGUGAUAAUGGGCGGAGGAGCUCAACAUAUGGGGAUGACUGCACGAAAGUUCGACAAAGGUACCUGUGUCAGAAACGACGGUAGGAAUUUGGCUGAGACCUGGUUGCAAAAUAAUCCGGACGGGAAGCUGGUAACUGACCAAGACGAACUUAUGUCUGUAGACAUUGGGAGUACCAGUAAGAUCAUGGGAAUCUUUGCACCUAGUCACUUGCCUUAUCGCGCAGAAGAGAAUAAGUCCGUUCCGUCCUUAGCUAACAUGACGAUGCAAGCUAUUAGAUUGCUGAGAAAAAAUAAAAAUGGAUUUAUUCUGAUGGUCGAAGGUGGAAAAAUUGACAUAGCUCAUCAUCAAAAUUAUGCACAAUUGGCACUUCGCGAACUAUCCGAAUUCGAAGAUGCUGUGAACGUUGCUUUAAAACAAGUCAAAUUGGACGAGACUUUGAUAAUAGUUACUGCUGAUCAUUCUCAUUCUUUCACGAUGAAUGGCUAUCCUGAUAGAGGCAACGACAUACUUGGUUUAGCAAAUAACAUAGCUAAUACGGAUAAUCAAAGAUACGAAACACUUAGCUAUGCUAAUGGUCCAGGCUUUUUUUAUCAUCGUCGAAAUGACAGUGAAAGUGUUAACGAUACUUGGAAAAAUUUGGAAGAGGACAACAAUCGUGAUAAUAUAUUUUACAGGCAUAUGGCUGCUCAGUACCUGAAAGACGAUACACAUGGCGGCGAAGACGUUGGAGUUUACGCUAUUGGUCCUUACUCCCAUCUCUUUCGCAGUACAUUCGAACAAAACUAUAUAGCUCAUGUGAUAGCUUACGCUGCUUGUUUUAAAGACUGGCCAUCGCACUGUGAUAGCGCGUACAAUCGAUACUUUUAUGAAUUAUCGAACACAAGAGGACGAUCAACGGCGUCUAAUUUCGUUCCUACCUACACGAUAUUCCUGAUACUCAUUUUCAUGUCAAUUUUCAUGUCAAUUUUCAUGAGGCCUUGAUAAACAAUUAACUCCCUCGCUCAUAGCAAUCAGCACAGUGUACAACAUUUUUCUCCAUUCAAAAUAUUAUAUAAUAUAUCGACGAAUUUUUUAGAUUCUUUUAUCAAGAAAUUAACGAACGAAAUUUUUGCGAACAUUUUUCAUGGGUUUACCUCAAAGUUGAAAAUAAGUAAUUGUUUGUAAGCAAUUGUAAAUAAGAAAGAAUUUUUUAUUUGAUCUCUCUCUCUCUCUCUCUCUCUCUCUCUAUGACAUAGGAGAAAAAUGUUAGAGACGAUACUAUUGCUGAUUCUAUGCAAGUAAAAUUCAUACAACGAGGUCAAAUAUCUACAUUGUGAUAGUUAUAUUGUUAAUAUAUGUAAUAUUUAUUAAACGGUACUGAUCGCGCGCGCACUCGCGCGUUUCUGUGUUUUCAACUUGUAUGUAUUAUAUUUUUUAACAUAGUUUUAUAGUAUAAGAGAAAACGGAGAAUUUUUAUUUUUAUUACCGUUGCACACAUGCGCAACAUUCGAAAUAUGAUAUAAACAACAUUGCAAUAAAAGUAUUAUUAAAUGGUUCACAGUCUGAAGGUGAAUUUCGAAGAGUUCGAAUACUCCGAACAUAUAUUCUGUACUUU